This is a messenger RNA of Parastagonospora nodorum SN15, 231 nucleotides long. RefSeq lists its product as hypothetical. The record is from RefSeq and is a predicted model, not a curated record. The transcript has 2 exons. The coding region runs from base 1 to 231 and encodes 76 amino acids. NCBI's taxonomy places the organism in Eukaryota, Fungi, Ascomycota, Dothideomycetes, Pleosporales, Phaeosphaeriaceae.
AUGUUCCGAGGACACCUGCAACGACACCUUCAGGGUCGCUACCACAAGUGGAGCAGCGCACACAAAACUGCGACAUUGCCUCCCCGUAACUUUGCACCAGUGCCUCCGGAAUUGAUGAUGGUCCGAAAAGGUACUUGCGACGGCCAGACAGAUAAUCCGAACAGCGACUUCAACGUCACCAUUCAGAACGUAGCGCGCAACACUCCAAACACAAGCAAUGUCACGAGUUGA